Messenger RNA from Alternaria alternata, 1430 nucleotides. Its product is annotated as trypsin precursor. Gene Ontology annotation, molecular function: serine-type endopeptidase activity. The transcript has a single exon. Gene Ontology annotation, biological process: proteolysis. Lineage: Eukaryota; Fungi; Ascomycota; Dothideomycetes; Pleosporales; Pleosporaceae. The coding region runs from base 449 to 1240 and encodes 263 amino acids. The record is from RefSeq and is a predicted model, not a curated record.
UGUGAGGCAAAGCCGGCCUUGAUCCUGGUAUACGGGAGCAACCGCUGGAUCAGCUUCUCCUCUCGCAUUCGCUGCCAGGCAAUUAGCUUGAAAGCUUAUACUACAGGCAGAUAACGUACCUACAUGGGCAGGAUCGCCGAGCCUCCACUGGCGCGCCUAAGGUACACUGGCGGACUUCAUGUUAAGAGUUUGCCAAGUCGUAGCGGACACCCAAUCCGGAAGGACAAACUACACACUUAGUCGAUCACGCUUGGCAUCUCCGGACAACACAAUCGCAAGGUUGCAGUGUAAGGAUGCUCAGAUGCUCAGGGGACCAUAGCCUGCGUAUAAGUAUAGAGUUGUUUCCCUUCCUUUUCAUCAUCAGCCAGCUCAGUCAGUCGCUUGUCUCUUCACUUCAAUCACUUUCCAAUCCUACUCCGCGUAGCCUCAUUCACUCGAAACAAUCAUCAUGCGUUUCCAAUCCAUCAUCGCAAUCGCGCUUCCUGCGCUCGUCCUUGCGGCUCCCACUCCUCAAGACCCCGACUACGAGUUCCCUGAGGAUGCUCCCGCCGACGACAUUGUUGGUGGAACCACUGCCUCUGCGGGCGAGUUCCCCUUCAUCGUCAGCCUUCAACGCAGCGGAUCCCACUUCUGCGGUGGCUCUCUGUUGGACUCUACUACCGUCAUCACUGCUGCUCACUGCUCCGUCAGCUCCGUCAUUGGCUCAGUCAGCGGUCUCCGUGUCCGCGCCGGCAGCCUGAACAAGAGCUCCGGUGGAACACUCGUUGGCGUAUCUUCCGUUACUGUCCACCCAAGCUACCGCAGCUCGGGCCAGGACUUCGAUGUCGCCAUUUGGAAGCUCUCCACUGCCGUCCCUACUAGCAGCACCAUCGGUUACGCAACUCUCCCUGCUUCCGGAUUCGACCCCGCUGCUGGAUCUACUGCAACUGUCGCCGGAUGGGGUGCCCUUACUGAGGGCGGCAGCAGUCCCAGCACUCUCUACAAGGUGUCCGUCCCGAUCGUUUCCCGCACCGAGUGCCGCUCAUCCUACGGAACCUCUGCUAUCACCAACAACAUGUUCUGCGCUGGAUACACCACUGGUGGUCGCGACUCUUGCCAGGGUGACUCUGGCGGCCCCAUUGUCAACUCCGCCAAGACUCUUAUUGGUCUCGUUUCUUGGGGUAACGGCUGUGCUCAGCCCAACUUCCCUGGUGUAUACGCUCGCACCGCCGCCCUUCUCUCCUUCAUCAACUCUGUUUAAGCGCUCGAUGAAGGGAUUUUCUUAUGAAAGAUCACUAUGACUCUCUGGGAGAGUACGAUGAUUGCGAAUGAUGACACUAGCAAUGCGCUACAUGGCUUGGAUCAUGGAUCAUGGUUUCUUAGACCCAUGCUAAGGAUACCUUUUUUUGUAAAUAUCUAUUGGUACAAAUAUGAACCCCACAUUUCAAAAA